CUCCCGCCCCGCUUCCGUCCCCAAGCACCACUGCCCCGAGGCCCAGCAGCAUCCCUGCACCCGCCGAGGCCGAGGCCUGGAGCCCCCGGAAGUUGCCAUCCUCAGCCUCCACCCUCCUCUCCCCAGCUUUUCCAGGCUCCCAGACCCAUUCAGGGCCUGAGCUCGGCCUGGUCCCAAGCCCUGCUUCCCUGCGGCCUCCACCGCCAUCUCCAGCCCCUUCCUCUACCAAGCCAGGCCCAGAGAGCUCGGUGUCCCUCCUGCAGGGAGCCCACCCCUCUCCAUUUUGCUGGCCCCUCUGUGAGAUUUCCCAGGGCACCCACAACUUCUCAGAGGAGCUCAAGAUCGGGGAGGGUGGCUUUGGGUGCGUGUACCGGGCAGUGAUGAGGAACACCGUGUAUGCUGUGAAGAGGCUGAAGGAGGACGCUGACCUGGAGUGGACUGCAGUGAAGCAGAGCUUCCUGACCGAGGUGGAGCAGCUGUCCAGGUUUCGUCACCCAAACAUUGUGGACUUUGCUGGCUACUGUGCUCAGAACGGCUUCUACUGCCUCGUGUACGGCUUCCUGCCCAACGGCUCCCUGGAGGACCGGCUCCACUGCCAGACCCAGGCCUGCCCACCUCUCUCCUGGCCUCAGCGACUGGACAUCCUUCUGGGUACAGCCCGGGCAAUUCAGUUUCUACAUCAGGACAGCCCCAGCCUCAUCCAUGGAGACAUCAAGAGUUCCAAUGUCCUUCUGGAUGAGAGGCUGACACCCAAGCUGGGAGACUUUGGCCUGGCCCGGUUCAGCCGCUUUGCCGGGUCCAGCCCCAGCCAGAGCAGCACGGUGGCCCGGACGCGGACAGUGCGGGGCACUCUGGCCUACCUGCCCGAGGAGUACAUCAAGACAGGAAGGCUGGCUGUGGACACGGACACCUUCAGCUUUGGGGUGGUGGUGCUCGAGACCCUGGCUGCUCAGAGGGCUGUGAAGACGCACGGUGCCAGGAUCAAGUAUCUGAAAGACCUGGUGGAAGAGGAGGCUGAGGAGGCUGGAGUGGCUUUGAGAAGCACCCAGAGCACACUGCAAGCAGGUCUGGCUGCAGAUUCCUGGGCUGCUCCCAUCGCUAUGCAGAUCUGCAAGAAGCACCUGGACCCCAGGCCCGGGCCCUGCCCACCUGAGCUGGGCCUGGGCCUGGGCCGGCUGGCCUGCUGCUGCCUGCACCGCCGGGCCAAAAGGAGGCCUCCUAUGACCCAGGUGUACGAGAGGCUAGAGAAGCUGCAGGCAGUAGUGGCGGGGGUGCCUGGGCAUUUGGAGGCCGCCAGCUGCAUCCCCCCUUCCCCACAGGAGAAUUCCUAUGUGUCCAGCACUGGUGGUGCCCACAGUGGGGCUGCCCCAUGGCAGCCCCUGGCAGCACCAUCAGGAGCCAGUGCGCAGGCAGCGGAGCAGCUCCAGAGAGGCCUCAACCAGCCUGUGGAGAGUGACGAGAGCUUAGGUGGCCUCUCUGCUGCCCUGCGCUCAUGGCACUUGACUCCGAGCUGCCCUCUGGGCCCAGCACCCCUCGGGGAGGCCAGCUGUCCUCAGGGGGACACCGCAGGAGAAUCGAGCUGGGGGAGUGGCCCAGGGUUCCGGCCCACAGCUGUGGAAGGACUGGUCCUGGGCAGCUCUGCAUCGUCAUCAUCAGAGCCACCGCAGAUUAUCAUCAACCCUGCCCGACAGAAGAUGGUCCAGAAGCUGGCCCUGUACGAGGAUGGGGCCCUGGACAGCCUGCAGCUGCUGUCGUCCAGCUCCCUUCCAGGCUUGGGCCUGGAACAGGACAGGCAGGGGCCCGAAGAAAGUGAUGAAUUUCAGAGCUGAUUUGUUCACCUGGGCAGAUCCCCCAAAUCCGGAAGUCAAAGUUCUCAUGGUCAGAAGUUCUCAUGGUGCACGAGUCCUCAGCAUUCUGCAGGCAGUGGGGGCGGGGGCCUAUACCCGCGGGGGAGAGAAGGCGGUGGCCCUGCUGUUCUAGGCUCUGUGGGCACAGGCAGGCCUAACAGUGCUUCUGUGUUCAGCCGGGAGUCACACUACAUGCCCCCAUGAAGCUGGGCAUUGGUGAAGUCCAGGUUGUCCUUGAGUAAUAAAAACAUAUGUUGCAA
Messenger RNA from Mandrillus leucophaeus (drill), 2107 nucleotides. It is a transcript of the gene IRAK1, whose product is annotated as interleukin-1 receptor-associated kinase 1. The record is from RefSeq and is a predicted model, not a curated record. Gene Ontology annotation, biological process: protein phosphorylation. Gene Ontology annotation, cellular component: plasma membrane. Gene Ontology annotation, molecular function: ATP binding; protein kinase activity. The transcript is spliced from 13 exons. Bases 381 to 1829 code for a protein of 482 amino acids. NCBI's taxonomy places the organism in Eukaryota, Metazoa, Chordata, Mammalia, Primates, Cercopithecidae.